CUACUACCACCCUUCGUUACAUACUGGCCUACCUCCGCCAACGACACCCGUAUAUAUACAUCACAUCACAUCACACCCAACAACCACACCACCCCUACCCGCUUCCAACAACCAUCAUCCCGUCGUUUCGUCUCAUAUCUGCCCGCCCCAGUCCACCGCGCCGCCGCACACCUUGGACUCCGCUGGCGAGCUGCCGCACCGCCCACCACCAUGAAGGCCGCUCCGCUGCUGGUCUCCUGGCACAACGAUAAUCAGCCCAUCUACUCGGCACAUUUCGAGCCUCAUGGCAAAGGCCGAUUGGCUACAGCCGGUGGUGAUAACAAUGUUCGGCUCUGGCAAGUCGACUCCAACGCAGAGGAGCGCAAAAUCACCUAUCUCGCUUCCCUCAAGAAGCACUCACAGGCCGUCAAUGUCGUACGAUGGUCGCCUCGAGGCGAAAUACUGGCCUCGGCCGGCGACGAUGGCAACAUCCUCCUCUGGAUUCCCUCGGAGAAUCAAUCGGCUCAGACCAGCUAUGGAGAAGAGGCCGACGAUAGCAAGGAAAAUUGGCGGGUGAAGCGUUCGUGCGGAUCUAGCAUGGGCUCGGAAAUCUACGACCUGGCCUGGUCUCCGGACGGCGUCUUCUUCAUUACUGGCAGUAUGGACAACAUUGCCAGAAUCUACAACGCCCAAACAGGAGCAUGCGUGCGCCAAAUCGCCGAACAUCACCACUACGUGCAAGGUGUAGCCUGGGAUCCACUCAACGAGUAUGUUGCUACUCAGUCCUCGGAUCGAUCGGUGCACAUCUACAACCUCAAAACAAAGGACGGCCAGUUUUCGCUCUCGCAGCAUAGCAAAGUGACCAAGAUGGAUCUUCCUGCCCGUCGCGUCUCCUCCAACAGUCCAGCUCCGCCCGAUUUUGGCGGUCGGGCGUCUUUUGUUUCGCACGAUUCAACCUUUGCCGCUGCCUCUCCAGGGCCUUCUGCGCCUGGCACUCCCCAGUCGUUGGCACUUCCCAUGAACCCUCCCCCGACGUCGCACAGCCGCAGGUCUUCGUUUGGUUCGUCACCAUCAAUGCGUCGUUCUGCCUCGCCGGCGCCCUCGAUGCCUCUGCCUGCUGUCAUGCCUAAUUCCCCCAGUGCCAGCAGCAUCGGCACCAUUGGCGUUCGGAACGCCGCUCUCUAUGCUAAUGAGACUCUUACUUCUUUCUUCCGCCGCUUGUCUUUUGCUUCAGACGGAAGCCUGCUAUUUACGCCCUCUGGCCAAUACAAGACGGUCCAUCCGGCUAUCAGCGAGAUUCGACCUACCGAGGAAAUCAUCAAUACCGUGUAUAUUUAUACUCGGGCCGGCCUGAACAAACCCCCGGUUGCUUACCUGCCAGGCCACAAGAAGCCGUCUGUAGCGGUGCGCUGCUCGCCAGUAUAUUAUACUCUACGCCAAGCUGUUCCUCAGACGCAGCAGAUCACCAUCGAUACCUCUUCGGUUGACGACGACGAGCUGUGCGCACUGCCCGAGCCUGCUUUGCCUUCCAAAGCCCCCACCUCGCAUGCCUCCAUGGAACCGCCUCCGCUGGCCAGUGCAGCAUCGCCGUCGCCGAGUCUGACAUCUGCGUCGCCUAUGCCAGCCGAGAGUGAACCCACUUCGUCAUCCAAUCCGCCACCAGGCCCCGUUUCGGCGUUUGCUUUGCCUUAUCGAAUGGUUUACGCCGUAGCAACCCAGGACGCAAUUCACGUCUACGAUACACAACAGCAGAAGCCUUUGUGCAUAGUCAGCAAUCUGCACUUUGCUACGUUUACAGAUCUCACGUGGUCAAAUGAUGGAAACACUCUUAUCAUGAGCUCAUCAGAUGGUUUCUGCUCGUGCUUGACAUUUGCCAACGGCGAGCUGGGAGAGAAAUACACGGGCCCUCUGGCAAGUCAAGCGCGACAUCACCACUCGACGCCGUCCAUCAACACUGCCAAUUCGCAAUCAUCAAACCACUCGACGCCCAUCCAGACCCCGACUGCUUCCUCGGGCUCUGCUGCAGUGGCUGCUGCUGCUGCUGCCGCCGCUCCCCCAAGGCAACCUUCGGCAGGAUUUCCGGCCUCACCGAGCUCGUUUGUUCCGGCAAGGCCUGGUAGCCCCACUAGAAGCAACUCGGUCUCGAGUAUUGCUACAGCAUCGUCGUUUGCCCCUGGAACAGGAGACUCGACCAACAUGAACGCGCCCACGCCAUCGAUGGCCUCGGUUCCGGGGAUAGCAGCGGCAAAUUCGGGGCCUGUAGGGGCCAUGCCUAUGUGGACACCCCCACUUACUCCAGCUCAGGGUCAUGGCACACACAGCGCAAGCAGCUCGGUAAGCGGAGUUCCAGGAGCCAGCGCAAGUCUGCGAAGGGAGAGCGAGUCUGAACGGGAAGACGUUGGCGCGACGUCGAGGAAGAGGGAACUCGAUGCAGUCCCAGAAGUAGAGGAGAGCAAGGGAAGCAAAAAGAGGAGGAUAGCUCCUACGCCGGUCCUGAUGGAUUCGGUCGAGGAAAAAGCGAUUGCCAGCACGGAAGAGAACACGCCCAUCCAUACACCCCAGCAGUCGUAG
Molecule: messenger RNA, 2550 nt
Organism: Periconia digitata
Lineage: Eukaryota; Fungi; Ascomycota; Dothideomycetes; Pleosporales; Periconiaceae
Source: the annotation of a GenBank genome assembly